AUGGUCCCCUGGGGGCAGGGUGAGACCCAGAAGCAGCAUCAGGCCCUCUGGGGUGACACCAGCCCAUCGCUUACCGGGCGGGUCACUCAGGCCGGCAGCUGGACCUCUGAAUCUGGUCUGCGGGGUGAUGCCCGCUGGCCCGCGGGAUCUGGGCUCGCCCCACCCGGGUCCCCAUGCACCCGCCCCGGAGGGCAUGCCCGGCCCUGGAAUGGGGGGCGCCCCAGCCCCCAGGCGGGGGCGGGGGACGUGAGCGCCGAAGUCGCGCUCCGCUCGGCGUGUGCAGCCCUGGAACGAGGGGAGCGUGGACGCAGCACCAGGAGCGUGAGCGCGCACGGCCACGGCCCGGACGCGCACGUCUCAGGCACGGCCGCCGGGGAAGACCCGUCAGCUUGCAAGCCACUGAUGGAGCCAGACCUCAACAAGGCCCAGAAGGAGGCCAGGCUGGUCCAGGACAAAGCCAGGCGCUGCAAUGCCCACGGCCGCAGCCUUGCUCCCCCGUGCAGGUACUGCGUGGGAGGAGCCAGCCGUGCGGGCCCAGGUGAGUCCUUCUCAGCCUGUGGGCUGCCCGCCAAGGCCGCCGAGGCCACAGUCACCUCCCGACUCGCCAGCCCGUGGCACCUAGCUCCCAACAGGCGGACGGAUCCUCCAGGCCGCCCAACCAGGGCCCCACCCCGGCCCCCUCCCCCGCCCUGCCGGGAGAAGACCUUUGGAACCACGGCCCUGCCCCUGCAGCCCCUCCGUCAGGAGCAGCAAAGGGACUCGGUGGGCAGAGACGGUCCCGUGGAUAGAGGCGACUGUAACUGCUCAGUCUACCUGGACACUUGCCUCGGGGGGUCCCGAAAGACGCCCACCAGAACAAACCCCGUUACUCCCCAGCAGCCGCCGGGGGAGCCCCAGCCUGCGGAGUCCGGGGUGGAGCCCGGCAGGCCCACAGCCUUAACAUCUGGCCCCUCACCGGCCAGAGACAGGAAAGCCACCCCGAGCCCGACCAGCCAGCUGCCCCCGCGCCUGACCUCCAGCUCCUGGUCACAAGGCUCCUGGCAGGUGCUGGACCCAUCUGGAGUCGGGGAACAGUCCCGCCUGCCUCCCCGUGGGACACGGGUCAACACCGGGCCCUCCACAGCGUUCUGUGGCACCGAGGACAGGCCCCGCACAGGAUCUCCGCAGCAGCACCCGGCCUGUGUGGGCACGGCCAGACCCCCUGCCCUCGAUCGUCACGAGGAGACACGGAACCCGGGCAGCACAGCGUCGGCAACCACACGGCCGACUUGA
Rangifer tarandus platyrhynchus (Svalbard reindeer) is the source of this 1272-nucleotide messenger RNA. The record is from the annotation of a GenBank genome assembly. Lineage: Eukaryota; Metazoa; Chordata; Mammalia; Artiodactyla; Cervidae.